GAACUUGAUAAUAUCAGGCUGGCUGUUUCAGCAGACUAGCCUUUUUUAUGCCUUUCCUAAAGGUCUUUAAGCUGAAGAAGGGCUACCAAACAAAACAGACUCCAGGCAACAAAUUGAGCUCUAUGGAAAAGCAAUCUGGACCUGCCUGGCUGCUUGUUAAGACUUGGUAGGCUAAUGUCUUGGUCCUGGGCAUGUUCCAGCAUCAACACCUCUUGUGCUGUGACUGUUCUUCAAAGUCCUCAAAGAUCCUAAUAGUCUUUGAGGUGUUUUACUGAAUUCCUGGUUUUUUUUCUUCUUGUUUUUCUUCCAGCCACAGCUUCAAUGGAUGCUUUGCCCUUUACUCUAGGGGAACUGCUCUGUUUAGGGUCAAGCUUGGCCUUCUCUGGCCUCUUUUAUUACCUGCACAGGAAGAAGGCCAAGGUGGUGACCAAAAUCCAGGAGGCUCCGAAGCUCCAAAUAAGUGCAAGUCUUCCCAGCGUUCUGGCCGCCGCAGGUAGUGACUGCCUCCCCUACGUUGUCAUUGAAGGAGUGGUCCAGCCAGUCGGGUCAGCUCUGACCAGCCCAUACCACAAGGAGCUGCAGGGAGUGAUUGAGAGACUGGUCCUGAAGGAGCAUCGUUUGAUCUGGAACAGCCUGGCCCGAAGCUGGACCGACAGUGAGCGGGUGGUGCUGGAGCAGCUGCACACCGUCCCCUUUGUCCUGGCCUCCCCCACCGACAAAACUGCGGGGUGGGUGAGUGUGGAAUUGCCCCUUCAGGCAGUUGAUCUGCCCCUGGAGACCGUCUACGAGCGCUUCCAGCAGACCUCCCAUGGCUUCAAAGACCUGCUCAGCCACUACCUGAGCGGGGAGAAGCCCAAGGGCUUCCUCGAGACAGAAGAGAUGCUUUUGGUUGGCAGCAGCCUGACCGGCAUUGGCGAGCUGGCCCUGCGCCCGGAUGGCACCCUCUGUCUGCAGCCCCCUUCGGACGGUGCGGGCUAUUUCCUGUGCCUGGAGGAUUGGCAGACCCUGCUGGCUGGGCUGCAGUCGAGCAGCAGCUUCUGGAAAUGGGCGGCCUUGCUGUGCGGCCUCGCGGCUUUGGCCGUUGUCCUGCGUGCCCUCUGCCGAGCCCACCAGAAUCGCCGGGUGAACCGGGAGCGGGAGGCCCAGCGACGGGAAUUUGAAGACUUUUUGCGUCAUCAGAACGAUGACGAAGAGUUGCCCCCAAAUGCUUGCGUUGUCUGCUUGACCAGCCCACGCGAGUGCGUCUUGCUGCCCUGUGGCCACAUCUGCUUGUGCUUUCACUGUUUCCAGGCCUUGCCCAACCCCUCCUGUCCCAUCUGCCGGGGCCCCAUAGACCGUGUGGUUCCGCUCUAUCAGGCCUAGUGAGGUGGCCUCGUAGGCUUUCAGAUGCCCCCGAGGCACCACUAGUGCAAGAAACAAGGACCCCCUUCGCUAGCUAUACUAGAAACAAGCGUCCCAAUUGUGGGUGCAGGGACGUCUGAUCCCUGGAGGCAUGUGAUCUCAGAGGACCCUCUCUUCAACCUCUGCACGGCCCCCAAAUCCUCACUAUUGGGGAGCGUGUCCAGAGUUGGUAUCUCAGCAAAGGCUGC
Messenger RNA from Python bivittatus (Burmese python), 1589 nucleotides. The record is from RefSeq and is a predicted model, not a curated record. Lineage: Eukaryota; Metazoa; Chordata; Lepidosauria; Squamata; Pythonidae.